AUGAGCAGCGACGCUGAAAUGGUGUCUGACGGCGAGGGCCCGACUCUCCGGUUCUCUGCCGCCGCGAAAGGAAAGGGUGUCGAGCGCGACCACGCACUCGAGCGAGAGCACGACGCGUCGCUGCCCUGGGUCGAGAAAUACCGGCCCGUCUCCCUCGACGAUGUCGUCUCUCACAAAGACAUAACCACGACAAUCGAAUCCUUCAUCGCCAAAAACCGCCUCCCACACCUCCUCUUCUACGGCCCCCCAGGCACCGGCAAAACAUCCACAAUCCUCGCCGUCGCCCGGCGCAUCUACGGCCCUCAAUUCCGCAAACAAAUCCUCGAGCUGAACGCCUCGGACGAGCGCGGCAUCGACGUCGUGCGCGCCCAGAUAAAGCAGUUCGCCGAGACGCGCACUUUGUUCGCGUCCGGAUUCAAGCUGGUGAUACUGGAUGAGGCGGACGCGAUGACGACUGCUGCGCAGGCGGCGCUGAGGAGGGUCAUCGAGCAGUAUACGCGGAACGUCAGGUUUUGUAUUGUUUGUAAUUAUGUGAAUAAGAUCGUGCCGGCUAUUCAGAGUCGGUGUACGAGGUUUCGGUUUCAGCCGCUGCCGAUUCCGGAGGUUGAGAAGAGGGUUAUGCAUGUGAUUGAGGCAGAGAAGGUGAAGGUUACGCCCGAGGGACGCGCUGCGUUGCUGCGGUUGAGCAAGGGCGACAUGCGUCGCGCGCUUAACGUACUGCAGGCAUGUCACGCAGCCUACGAAACCGUCGGCGAAGAAGAGGUUUACCUGUGUACUGGCAGUCCUCUCCCUGCCGACAUCGAGACAGUCGUGAACGCCAUGCUAGCAGACGAGUUCCUGACCGCCUACUCCAUGAUCAACGCACUCAAAGCCGAACGCGGUCUCGCGCUGCAAGACCUGCUCAUCGGCGCAGCGGAGUACGUCGAGACGAUUGAGUUCCCCGCUGUAGCGAGGGUGUACCUGCUUGAUGCUAUGGCUACGACCGAACAUCGGUUGGCGAGUGGCGCGAGCGAGAAGCUGCAGCUUACGGCGUUGUUGGGCGUGUUCAAGAACGCUGUCGAGCUGACUGAACGGGCCAAAGCUACCGCGACUACAUAG
Peniophora sp. CBMAI 1063 is the source of this 1098-nucleotide messenger RNA. NCBI's taxonomy places the organism in Eukaryota, Fungi, Basidiomycota, Agaricomycetes, Russulales, Peniophoraceae. The record is from the annotation of a GenBank genome assembly.